GGUCGCAGUUUCAACGAUUUUCUGGAUGGCAGUGGUCCAACGUAUCGAUGAGCUCUACUGUUUGGAAAAAAGAUCCCACUUUUAAAUUUAAGCUUGUUGGUAAGCUUCAGCGUUUCAAAUUUGUGCGCUGGGGAAUUGACAGAUAGACAGCGGCGAGAAUUUUCUAUCUUUGCUGGGCCAGCGGAUGAUCUCGGUGCCUUUAAGUUCCUUGCUUUCGCUUUUCUGUCUUAUACGGAGGUCACCGUAGUGGCGGAUUCCGCUUUAAAGCUUUGACUGAUGUCUGCAGUCAAAGAAGAGGGCUCCCUCCCAUUUAAACUGUUCAUAUUUUCUUUCCUCUUUUAUAUUUGUUUGGAAUUAAUGGUUUCCUCCGUUAGAGAACGGUGGCGCCGCCGAUGGGAAACUGCUACGGGAGAUCGGCUAAAUGCGCCAACUCUUCCUCACCGUUUGCUUCGAAAAAUUCACUGCAUUGCAGUAAUACUACCAGCUCAACGGCUUCAAGCAAAACAACCUUAACGGCUAUUGCUAGCUCCAUUUCAUCAUUCAGAAGUGAUGCAUCGUUGCCUACAACGAGCUUAAAGUCCUUUACCUUGAAUGACCUCAAAGCCGCGACUAAGAACUUCCGUUCAGAUUCUUAUCUUGGCGAAGGAGGAUUUGGAAUAGUCUUUAAAGGGUGGAUUGAUGAGAGCUCUCAUGCUCCCACAAAACCUGGUGUUGGCAUCGUUGUUGCUAUCAAGAAAUUUAAACGGGAAAGCUUUCAAGGACACAAAGAAUGGCUUGCGGAAGUGACAUAUCUAGGCCAGCUUCGUCAUAAAAAUCUGGUGAAGCUCAUUGGGUACUGCUCAGAUUCUGACAACAAACUUCUAGUCUAUGAAUACAUGCAAAGAGGAAGCUUGGAGAACCAUCUUUUUAAAAGGGGGGCUCAGCAGAUAUCUUGGGCUAUGAGAGUUAACAUUGCAAUUGAUGUUGCUCAAGGAUUAUCUUUCCUGCAUGGCUUGGAGACACAAGUGAUAUAUCGAGAUCUGAAAGCAUCAAAUAUUCUUCUUGACUCGGAUUUCAAUGCAAAACUCUCAGAUUUUGGGUUAGCGAGGAAUGGUCCCACUGGAGACAAGACUCAUGUUUCAACUAGGGUGGUGGGAACCCGUGGUUAUGCAGCUCCCGAAUACAUUGCCACAGGUCACCUAUCUAUAAAGAGUGAUAUAUACAGCUUUGGAGUUGUGUUGUUGGAAUUGCUUUCUGGAAGGCGAGCUCUGGAUCAUGAGAGAGGAUCUGCAGAGGACACUCUAGUGGACUGGGCAAAGCCAUUUCUCGACGACAAAAGGAGAAUGCUAAGGAUCAUGGACACAAGGCUCGAGGGUCGCUAUUCGAAGAAAGCAGCUCAGACAAUAGCAGCCCUCGCUUUGCAAUGCCUCGACGAUGAUUCAAGAAAUCGGCCUAACAUGCAUGAGGUUCUUGCCAUUCUUGAAAAGCUACGAGUACAGUCGAAGGAACCAACCAAACAACAAAACUUUUCAACAGAAGGUACAUAGCUUGUGAACCACAACAUAUUUGUAGCUUUGCAACUUCUCUGGACCAUAUGUUCUGCAUUGGAAAAAUGUCAUUCUGCAAUGUAUUGUUUCUGUAGAAAUGAUGGUUUUGAUGGAGUAACGGUCCUUGUUGAAGUUUGUUUUGAAAUCCACUGUACAGAACUUUUGAACUAUACACAUAAAUGCUUUACUUGUAAGAUAAACUUAUGCAGCUUUUGUUGCUUGUUCUCAUUUGUUGA
Messenger RNA from Dendrobium catenatum, 1762 nucleotides. RefSeq names its product probable serine/threonine-protein kinase PBL3. The transcript is spliced from 6 exons. Lineage: Eukaryota; Viridiplantae; Streptophyta; Magnoliopsida; Asparagales; Orchidaceae. Gene Ontology annotation, biological process: protein phosphorylation. Gene Ontology annotation, molecular function: ATP binding; protein kinase activity. The record is from RefSeq and is a predicted model, not a curated record. The coding region runs from base 393 to 1526 and encodes 377 amino acids.